GCAUCUGAAAAUUCUGUGAUACUGCAAUCUACAACACUCUUCUUCCCUACCCCCAAUUCGAGUUCAACACCACUUUCUCGGCCAUCCUCAUCACUCUCUCAAGGGAUGGCCAUCAACUCUCUUUUCUCCUUCCCUUCAACUCUACAAAACAAGCAAUCCCUUUUCUCUUUCUCUUCUCUAAACCCAAAACUCAGUUAUUCUUCAUCUCCAGCAUCAAUUCCUCACUUCCCAACUCCCCCACUAAGAAAUCCAAGAACUAUCAGGAGGUCCCUCAUCAUCGCCCAAUCCAAGGACAGCAACUCCGCCGAUGCGCCGGACCGGUUAAUAUCUGCCAUCACUUACUUCUACCCCUUCUUCGAUGGCAUUCAGUACGGAAAAUAUGUCAUCACGCAGUUUUCUCCCUUUCAGGCCUUCAUCCAACCAUUGGUUCCAGCUAUUAGGGUCUUCAAGAGCUUUCCCUUUAAUGGGUUCUUGGUAUUCUUGACGCUCUACUUCGUUGUUGUGAGGAACCCCAACUUCAGUAGGUAUGUAAGGUUCAAUACUAUGCAGGCUAUUGUUCUUGAUGUGCUUUUGAUAUUUCCUGACCUGUUGGAGAGGAGUUUUAGCCCGAGAGAUGGGGUGGGGUUGGACUUGAUGAUGAGCUUGGAUAGCACUGUGUUUUUGUUCCUCUUGGUUUGCUUGAUUUAUGGCUCGUCUUCUUGUUUGCUGGGCCAGCUCCCAAGAUUGCCUCUUGUUGCUGAUGCUGCUGAUAGGCAAGUGCUGUAGAUAUUAUAAUUGUCUGCUACUUGCUGAUUCUUAUGUAUUUAGAUUGAUACAUCUGGACAUAUUAGAAUGCUGAGUUUGUUAUGAUAAGGAAAUUUUCACUGAUAAGCUGUUAAUUCCAUAGUUGUGUCUUGUCCUGAUAUGAAGUCUGGAGUAGUGGUGAAUGAAUGCUCA
Sesamum indicum (sesame) is the source of this 936-nucleotide messenger RNA. It is a transcript of the gene TIC20-V, whose product is annotated as TIC 20-v-like protein. The record is from RefSeq and is a predicted model, not a curated record. NCBI's taxonomy places the organism in Eukaryota, Viridiplantae, Streptophyta, Magnoliopsida, Lamiales, Pedaliaceae.